UUUGCAAACAAAUCUUCUGCUAUUAUUAUCGUCGCUCAGUUUUCCCCAUGUCAUAUAAUUAAUCCAAUAACGGGGAGGUAUGUCGUUGUUUUCUGUUUAAUAGAAAUAAAAUUUGCAGUUAGUUACCAAGACGACAACCACAUGCUAGGUUUUGCCGCACAUUUUUCAAUGUCAACAUGAGCCUUUCACAGACCCUGUACACCUUCCAUGUGGACACAACUUCUGCCAAACCUGCAUCCAGGUGGUCUGGAACAUGGAUGACCCAAAAACAUCCAGAGACGGGCCACUGUUCUGUCCGGAAUGUCAGAUCCUCUUUCCUCCUGACCUUGAGCUUGAGAUCAACUCAGAUCUUCAGAGGAAAGUUCAGGAUGCCUGUCCAAGAGCACCCACGCUGGACGGAUCAUCUCAAACGUCUCCUAUCAUCAUGUGUGAUCAGUGCAUUGGGAAGACUGAGGUGGCUGUGAAGAGCUGCCUCACCUGCGAUGCCUCCCUAUGCUCUGCUCACACCCUCUUGCACCAGCAGAGAAAGGCUUUAAGAGGGCACUCUAUCAUCAAAGUAACCGAAGACUUGACUUCCUUUAAGUGUAAGGAGCACGGGGAGGAGCUGAAACUCUUCUGUCAGGAGGACCGCAUUUCUGUGUGUUGUCUUUGCAUUGCGGUUGGUUCGCACAAAAACCAUCAAGCUGUUACACUGCAAGAGGCAUGCACAGACCUCAAGGAGGUUUUGGAGACCAACAAAUCACUUCUUUUACAAAGGAAGCAGUUAGCUAAAUCUGCUUUGCAAGAUUUGGAGCCAUUAUUUUCAGAGGUGUCGGAAAAUGCAGAAGCAUAUAGAGUCAGAAUAGUUGAGAAAUACAGCCAGAUAAAAGCCCACAUUGAGGAGGAUCAGAAACUGAUGUUGGCCAUUCUGGAAACAGAAGAGAUUUACACCAACAAGUGGCUAAGAUGGAGGAGUGAAUCACUGAAGUGUCAUGUUAAAGAUAUUAAUGCUGCCCUAAGAUCAAGCCAGACUCUCCUCGAGGAAGAGAGUGAUGUCAGAUUUGUCAAGCAUUUUAAAAAACAUGGACUAGGUUCCCAGGUAGAAUUGCCACUUGUGUCUGUGAUAGAACAAGAGUACAGCACACUAAACAAGAUGAAGACCAUUGAACAGCUUGUUGAUAGCUUAGAUGAAGUUGUCCUUAAGAAUACUCAGCGGCUAUGGUCUAGUUUCAGAGCAGUAAGUUUAGACCCACAAAAAGCACACCCUGAGUUGGAGGUGUCAGCAGACAGGCUGGAGGUACAUUGGAGUAAGAAACCAACCCCAGACAGGAAACGGAAAACAAACAUCAACUCUCAGUACAGUGUUCGGUCCAAGGAGAGAUUCUCCAGCGGCUCGCAUUACUGGGAGGUGGCCAUCUGGAAGAAACCCUACUGGUUGAUCGGUCUGUCAUACGGGUCAACUACUGGAGAUCAGGAUUCAGAGCUUUGCAAAGGCGACUUUAACAGUACAUUCUGCUACAUCUAUCAUGGUAAUGGAAAAUAUCUUAUUUGUCAGGACUCAAAUGAAAAGCCACUGGCCGUAAGAAAAACCAUCCAAAAACUUGGAGUUUGGGUAGAUUUCCAGAAGGGUAACGUGUCUUUCUAUGAUGGCGAUACGCUGGCUUUGCUCCACUCGUUCUGUGUGGAAUUUUCUGGCCCCGUUUAUCCCAUCUUCAAUCCCUGUAUUGACAUAAAUGGCCAAAACAAUCAGCCUCUUGCCAUUGUACAUCUAAGAAACACAAAUAUUCCCUCACAAAUUGCAGGAAUACAUCCAUUUCCUGAUACAGUACAUGAAUAAGAUAGCUAGUGCAUUUGUGUGUCUUUUAUAUGAUUGAGUUUGGUGUAAUUAUCACAAGAAAUAUAGGAUUUAAUACAGAAUUCAGAUUUCUUUUUUUGUAAAUUCUACCUCAAUUUAGCAGUUAACCCAUGCUCUGGGUGUUUUAAACCUGAAAAUUCUUUCAUAUUUUUUUUGUCUAGAUUUUUUUUGUCUAUAGAUUAGUUGUGUAUUUU
Messenger RNA from Puntigrus tetrazona (Sumatra barb), 2028 nucleotides. Its product is annotated as E3 ubiquitin-protein ligase Midline-1-like. Lineage: Eukaryota; Metazoa; Chordata; Actinopteri; Cypriniformes; Cyprinidae. Gene Ontology annotation, molecular function: protein binding; zinc ion binding. The record is from RefSeq and is a predicted model, not a curated record. Bases 254 to 1816 code for a protein of 520 amino acids. The transcript has 7 exons.